AUGGGCUCGAUGUUGAAUAGACAACAUAUUAAUGAAAAUUUAGAAUUAAACAAUUUAAUUAACGCAACAAGAUCAAAAUCAGUCAUUGAAAAUCAAGAUGAUUUUGAAGAAUGUAUUCUUGUCUGGCUUGAUCCAACUCUUAAAUAUACAGAUGAUUGGACUAAAGAAUUUGAUCGUGCUCGAGAAAUAAUAAAUAAUUUAAAAACAUUUGAUAAUCUUAAUGAUUGUAUUAAUUUUAUGAAAAUGGUUGUUAAUGAUAAAAUUUUUCUUAUUGUUUCACAUCAAUAUGUUCAUUUCAUUUGUUCCAUUAAAUCUGAACUUCGUUCUCUAUCAUCUAUCUAUGUUUAUUAUGAUUUGAGUCUUAAUUCAAUAAAACGAAUACAAUUAGAAACUUGGGCUAAACAUAAUGAACCAUUAAUAACAGGUGUUUAUUCAAGUUCAACAGAUUGUUUUGCACAAUUAACAAAAGAUGUUAAUGAUAUAUGUGAUUAUAAUUCAAUUCCUGCAACAUAUUUAAAUCUACAAACAAAAAAUUUAAAUUUAAAACAAGCAAGUUCAUUUCUUAUAUUUCAUUUAUUUUUGCAAAAUCUUCUUUCUCAUUUAUCAUCAUCUAAAAAUAUUCAAGACAGACAACGAAUAUUUCGUUCAUGUCUUUAUUAUUAUCGUAAUAAUAAUAAACGUAUAGAUGAAAUUCAUCAUUUUGAACAACAUUAUAAUUCUCAAUCGGCUAUUGAUUGGUAUUUAAGAACAAAAUUUCUUUCACGUCUUUUACAUAAAUCUAGUCGAACACUAAAUUUUGCACUUUUAUUUGAUUAUAGUUUUAUUUUUAAUGAUAUACAAUAUUUAAUAAAUGAAAAUACAUCAAUAUCUUUAGAUACACAACAAACAGACAUAUAUUAUCGUGCACAAAAUAUAAAUACUGAUGAUUUAUAUCGUUUACGUAUGAAUUUAAAUAGUAUUAUAUCAAUAAAUCGUUAUCUUGAUCUUUGUAAAAAUGCUGAAGAAGCUGUUAAUGAAGUUUUAUUAACAUCUAAUACACUUGAAACUGUUUUAUAUCAUUUUUCAAUAAAUCAUUCAUAUAAAUCAAUAUCAAAUAAAAAAGUUCUUUUAUCAAUUGGUUCAUUAUUUCGUAUACAUCAUAUUGGAAUGGAAAUCGAUGGUAUAUGGCAUGUACAUUUAAAUCAAUUGACAAAAGAUGAUAUUAAUGAAAAAAUAGAUAUAUUAAUGAAUGAAAUUGAUUUUAUUCCACAUCCAUAUUUAUCUAUUGGUCUUAUUUGGGAUAAAAUAAAACAAUCAACUAAAGCUGAUAGAUUUUAUCGUUUACUUAUUACAAAUUUACCAAAUUCUAAUGAUGAAACAGCACUUAUAUGUAAUUAUGUUGGAGCUAUAUUUCGUUCAAAAUGUCAAUAUACAUUAGCAUUAAAUUAUCAUCAAAAAGCAUUAACAUUUUAUCAAGAAAAAAAUCGAAUAAAUUCUUCAUUUAAUGAUGAUAUUGAUCGUACAUAUGCACAAAUAGCACUUGUUUAUAGAGAUAUGGGAGAUAUAUUAACUGCUAUUCAAUAUUUUAAAUUAGCUAUUAAACAAGGUGAAGAAGUUUUUAAUGAUCUUGGAGAAAUUUAUCGAAAUUUGGGACAAUUUAAUAUUGCACAAAAAUAUUAUGAACAAGCUAAAAUAGAAAAUAAUAUAGGACUUUGUUAUAUAUAUCAACGAAUGUUUUCACAAGCAUUAUCUCAUUUAAAAAAAGAAACUGAAUCAAUGUCAUAUAUAAAUUUAGGUGUUUAUCAUCAAUUACAAAAAGAAUAUAGUACAGCAUUAAUUUUUUUUGAAAAAGCAUUAGAAGCUGUUAAAAAUCAUCCAUUAGAUACAGCUAUGAUACAUUCUUAUCUUGGUCUUUUACAUUGUGAUCGACGACAAUGGUUAUUAUCAUUAAGACAUUAUGAACAAGCACUUGAUUUAUAUAAACGUCAUUUAUCAACAGGUAACCAUCCAACAAUUGCACUUAUUCAUGAUGGUCUUGGAACAUUAUAUUUAAAUAAAGGUGAAUAUAGAGCAGCACAACGUGAAUUUGAACGUUGUUUAGAAUUACAAUUAUGUUUAUUACCAUCAAAACAUCCCGAUAUAGCUGGAACAUAUAAUAAUUUAGGUGGUGUUUUUAAUGAAAUGGGUCAUUAUGAAGAAGCAUUAUUAUAUCAUUAUGAAGCUCUUGCUAUAGCUACAGCAACAUUACCAGUUGAUCAUUUUGAUAUAAAAUUAUAUGAACAUAAUAUAACUGAAACAAAACGAAAACUUUCAUAUAAUUAA
Messenger RNA from Rotaria sp. Silwood2, 2301 nucleotides. NCBI's taxonomy places the organism in Eukaryota, Metazoa, Rotifera, Eurotatoria, Philodinida, Philodinidae. The record is from the annotation of a GenBank genome assembly.